Episyrphus balteatus (marmalade hoverfly) is the source of this 635-nucleotide messenger RNA. RefSeq names its product chymotrypsin BI-like. The record is from RefSeq and is a predicted model, not a curated record. Gene Ontology annotation, biological process: proteolysis. NCBI's taxonomy places the organism in Eukaryota, Metazoa, Arthropoda, Insecta, Diptera, Syrphidae. Gene Ontology annotation, molecular function: serine-type endopeptidase activity. Bases 101 to 526 code for a protein of 141 amino acids. The transcript has 4 exons.
UGGAGAUCCUGGAGAAAUUGUUAAAAUUGUUCCAGGAAAUUCUGAAAACAUCUUCGUCCACAAAAAGUACAAUUCGAAAACUUUAGUUAAUGAUGUUUCCAUGAUACGAUUACCUGAUCCAGUGACUUUAUCCGAUUACAUCAAGCCGGCAAGUUUGCCAAAGUAUACAGGUAAUACACCAACGUACAGUGGAAAAACUGGAACAAUUUCUGGAUGGGGUCGUGUCAGUGAUAGUAGUUCUGGAAUUUCUCCAACCCUACAAUGGGCCGAUGUUCCAAUAAUCUCAAACAGUGCAUGUGCAAACUAUUAUGGAAGUCGGCCAUCGUCACAAAUUUGUAUUAGCACUAAAGGAAGUCACAAAGCAACAUGUAGUGGUGAUUCGGGUGGACCACUUGUUCUUAAAGGAACUGAUACUUUGGUUGGUGUUACUUCAUAUGGAUCAAGUUAUGGCUGUGAAGUUGGUCAUCCUUCUGGAUUUUCACGUGUCACUUCAUAUUUGAGUUGGAUUAAGGAAAUUUCUGGUUAACUGAAAGCUCACGAGACCAGUUCGUUAUUUUAAAAUCAAAAAUGAAGUUCCUCAUCGCGAUCGCGUUGCUAGCUUGCACAGUUUCUGGUCAUUCUGAUUGGGAAGAUAU